This is a messenger RNA of Paramecium tetraurelia, 1572 nucleotides long. RefSeq lists its product as uncharacterized. Gene Ontology annotation, molecular function: phosphatidylinositol binding. The record is from RefSeq and is a predicted model, not a curated record. NCBI's taxonomy places the organism in Eukaryota, Ciliophora, Oligohymenophorea, Peniculida, Parameciidae. The transcript has 4 exons.
AUGGAAUCCAUAAUUCUUGGAAUCAAAUAGGGAGAUCUUAAGUAUUUUGAUGAUUCAAUUGACUUAUAAACCUUGAUUCCUUAUAAGAUUCACACUAUAAAGAUCUUUUUUACAAGUUAAGGGAUUUUAGGCAUCCAAAAUUAUUAUUAUUCAUUUAGUUCUCAAUCAAUAAUAAAAUGCAAGGAGCACAAAUCAUCAAAAAUGUUUGGAGUGAGUGAACAAAAAUUAGUUUUGGAUAAUAGUGAAUACAUAAUUCAUUUGACAUGGUAUUAAAAUGAGAUUGGCAUAAAUCGAUUAGAAAUACAGACAAAUAAGCAAUAAAUUUAGAUUGGAUAAAAGGAUGGAGAGAAGAAGGAAUUUAAAGUGGAAUAAAAUUAUCAAUUAGGGGCAAUAGCAGGAGGAUACAAAUAAUAAUUAUAGUUUUUGGAGUGGCAAAUAGUUCCUUUGGUUGAACAAUAAACUCAAUAUUAAUCAUAAUUAUAUUAAUUAUACUUGUCCUAAAAUGAAGGUAAUCAAAAAAACAGCAAGUUUGAAUAUGUAGGAAAGUAAUAUAGAGUGUGUGAUCCAUAAAUUAUAUAAUAAGGACUAACUAAUAAAUUUGUUUAAUUCCGCAUAGUAGAUAGCACAGAACAAGAAGUGAUUAGAAGGUUUUAGGAUGUAUUGUAAUUACGAUAAAUAUUGCAGCUGAGAUGGCCUGGAGUAUAUAUUCCACCAUUGAUGAACAAAUCAACUUUUGAAGAUUACUCAAAUGAACAUAUAGAGAAUAUGAGGAAGGCUAUCGAAUACUUUUUGAUGAAACUAUCUAAGAUAACGUAUUUUGCAUAAUCCAUAGAAUUCAAUGUUUUUAUAACAAAAACAAAUAAGGAUAGCAAUUAAGAAAUGGAUUAUGUAUAAAAUAAAUUGAAGGAGAUGACUCAACAAACGAGCAUUGAUUAGAUCGAUUUAAGGUACAAAUAGAGUUUUGAAGAAUUUGAAACUAAAGAAUCAGUAAAUGAAUAAUAGAGAUAAAAAUGUAACGAUUUUUCACUUUUGAUGUCAAAAUUAGAAUAAUUGAAGAUUAGUGAUUUUUCAGAUAUCAAAAAGCUAUUUGAAUAGCAUUCUAAGAAUGUAAAUUACCUAUCUAAAUAUAUUCUUCCAGAGUUGCAUUUGAUUCAUCUUAAUUUGUAGUCAGAGGAAAUUAUUUAAAGAAGAAAAUCAAAUUCUAUUGAUAGGGGUUUAUAAAUGUAAAUUGAUACUAUGAAUGAUGUUUACGAUUAUUUUGUAACUGAAUAGAGAGAAGCUAGUGCUAUGUCUUAGUGCAUGAAUUAUAUCAAAGAUCUUGAAUAAUAGAAAAAUAAAUUGGAAUAGAAAAUUAUGAGUUAAAAACUUAAGUAAGAGGAAUAAGCAAUUGCUAAAACUUAAUUUCAGUCUAUUUCAUCCAUUUGGAGUAUUCUAAUAAAAUCAUAUGCUCAAUAUUAUAUUGAUAAUUAUUUUAAGGAAAGAUAUCAAUUGUAUCUAUUGAUGAUUAAUAGAUUAGCCUAAAUAUAAUUAAAUAAUUUGAAAUUACGAUAAAACUUUUGGCAGUCCAUUUGA